Messenger RNA from Ornithodoros turicata, 1527 nucleotides. RefSeq lists its product as uncharacterized. Lineage: Eukaryota; Metazoa; Arthropoda; Arachnida; Ixodida; Argasidae. The record is from RefSeq and is a predicted model, not a curated record. The transcript has 5 exons. Bases 772 to 1527 code for a protein of 251 amino acids.
UUGACCAACGUUAUGUCAGGAGAGUCUGCUAUGUAUUUCACAUGUUGGGGAGUGUAUCAGUUUAUGUAGAAUAUGCACCCGUCGAGACUUACCAAGGUUAUGUUAGGGGAACCUUUUACGUAUUUGAUGCCUUGUGGACCGGUCAGUUCAUGUAGAAUAUGCACCCCUCUGGAUUGAUCAAGGUUAAAGGGGCCGUAAACAGGUAUGCAAGGUGCGCAUUUCUCUGAGUCAUAUUAUUCAAACUUGUACAGUGAAAGCUCCUUGUAAUUACUAGCGCUCAAAUUCAAAAGGCACUUGAAUACGGAUGAAAUAUUCACUGCACUCUUUCGCUUGUUAGCUCCGCCCUGUGCUCUAACUUUACGUCAUUUUGACGUAGCACUUUUCUCACCAAUUACAAUCAAGAAAUCAACGUAUUAUUUUAUUUUGCUUGCGGAAAUUGAUUAGAUGAUCGUGAGUCUUAUUCCAUUCAAAGUCUGACCAGUUACAGACUCAAACUGGAAAAGAAAUGCGUUCAAUUUGGAUAUCACACGCGCACUACGUUUUCCGCGCAACAGCACGCAGCACAGCGCGAGCCGACGCCACAGUUGCGGAAUCUCACGUGCGCGUUGUGGAGUUGUGAGUUCUAGUUUGCUUUCGCUUCAUGCUCGUUCUGCUCUAAGUUCCUCUGUGGUGUCUUGUUUUGUUUGUUUUCGUGUAAAUAUAUAAAUUUCAAAGUUAAUUGUAAGUAAUACUUGUAUAUAGCUGUUUUUCUGUAGUUAGCAUUUGCGAAAUAUGCCUCCAGUGUGCAUAGUCGCAACGUGCCCCCACCGACGCGUAAAGAAUCAACCGCCGAAGCUGAGAUUUCACCGUGUGCCGAAUGACGAACCUCGUAGGUCGUCAUGGUUAGAACUUACUGGACAGCAGAAUGUGUCUGUGGAGAACCUGCCAAAGACAAUGUUUGUAUGCGAGGACCACUUCGAUGCGAAAGCGUACCGCAUGGCCAUAAUGGGACCUGUCAGCAAAAAACUUCGCGAUGAUGCUGUCCCAUCACUACAACUGCCCAAGGAUGCCGACGACGGUCCAUCGAAACGCCGUGUUGUUUUGGCCCCAAAACAAGUGCAACUCAGCCAACAUUCACCACUGUUGCGGCAUCCACCCGUGUGUUCUCUGCAAACACCUCCUCAAAUGCCAGCAAGUCCAGUGCUGCAAGAGAACGCCAUCCCAUCAUCACCACGCAUGUUUGUGGUGGUCCCACGUAAAUUGGAGUAUCGUUCACCUACAAGCAUGACAAAAACAAAACCAGUUGUGGUGCACCGAUCAACAUAUACACAGACAGACGUAGCUGCGAAAGCACUGCAGGAACGGGGUUGUCAGACAGAGCCAUGGGAACUGCCAGUUGAAAGAAACGCCACUGUCAACACGAGCUGCACAACAGCCCCGACUCCCGCAAACUCAAACACAGGAAGCCAGCCUGCUGAAACUGAUGAUGAUGAUGAUGAAGAUGACGACGACUACAGUCCGUCACAGGAAGAGAGUAGUAGUGGGUGA